AUGACCGCAGAACUUGGAGGAGGACCGAUCCUAGACCGUGACAAUAUCAUAAAUGUGCGCGAGGGCGAGUCAUUAUACCGACUAUGCAUCAACCUCAGAAGGCGCUUGUCCGGCGUACCUGGCUUUCGACAGUAUAUCGAGGAGAUGGAGGAGCGGGAGAACGAUGGCGCGGAUCCGGUUUCGUCACUAUGGCAGUGCUUCAGGAGUGGAACUCCUUUGCUAGCCAUUUACAAUGCUUCAAAUCCAGAGUCGGGCGACCUCACAAUCAACACAAAUCUACCAGAGAAGAAGUGGGGAAAGGCGGCGGCAGCACUAUUCAUCAAGUCAUGUAUGCAGCAGAUGCACAUCGCCUCAGCCGACACCUUCACCAUCAUGGAUCUCUACAGCGACAACACCACAGGCUUCCUCAAGGUCAUCAAGCUGGUUGAUCGUGUGCUCGAUAUUCUGCGACUAAGCGGCAAGUUGGACGUAGCCACGGACUCCGAGCCCUCACGAGAGGGCACCGACAGCCCGGCCAGCAUCGCAGAGAAGCCGAAAAUGACGAGGAGGCAAUACAUUUUGCGCGAACUGGUAGAGACCGAGCGACAAUAUGUACACCAUCUGCAAAAUCUACAGGCGUUGAAGAAAGAGCUGGAAGAAAUUGGAUCGUUAAAAGGAGACGCCAUACACAACAUGUUUCUGAAUCUGAACAAUAUUCUGGACUUUGCGCAGCGCUUCCUUAUUCGAGUUGAGCAACAAAACGAACUGCCUGAAGAACAGCAGAAUUGGGGCGCCAUGUUCGUCCGCUACAAGGACCCCUUCCGACAGUACGAGCCCUUCAUCGCCAACCAGAAGCGUUGCGAGGCAACACUGCAAGCCGAAUGGUCUCGCAUGUGUGAGACAAGCAAAUCUCCCCUCGCCAAGAAGAUGCUUGCCAAUCCGACCAUUCUCAAUGGCUUCCUCCUCAAGCCAUUUCAGCGACUGACGAAAUAUCCUUUGCUGCUCAAGGAUCUUGAGAAAGUGACCGAUGAGCAAGAAAAGAAGGACGACCUGGGCAGCGCUGUAGCUGUCAUUCAAGACGUCCUAAUGCAGGCAGACGCAUCUAUCGACAAGGAGACCCGAGACGAGGCUGUUCUCGACCUCCAAGAACGCAUCGACGACUGGAAGACGCUCCAGAUCGGCGCUUUCGGCGAGCUGCUCCUUCUCGGUAGCUUCAUGGUUGCUAAAGAGGGCAACGCGGUCGGAAUGCGCUCAGAAGACAAGGAGUACCACAUAUACUUGUUCCAACGAAUCCUGAUCAUGUGCAAGGACAUCAACCCGAGCAAACCCAAGAACUCACUGAAGAUGGGCAGCAAGCCUACAUCAAGUCGGAACGGGAAACCCAAGAUGAGUCUAAAGGGUAGAAUCUACCUCAUCAAUCUCACAAAUAUUACACCACAGUCAAGUCCCGGGCACUAUACGUUGCAGAUCUCAUGGCGGACAGAAACUACUUCGCAGGACACUUUCUUGGUCAAGUUCAGAAAUGACGAGAUGCUUCAACGAUGGCAUACCGCCUUGGAAACUCAGCGAUCAUCGAGUCUAUUCGAGCAAAAGCAAAGGGCGACAUCAGAUACACAUUUGCAGUCUUUGGCUGGCGCGAAGUUGGAGAAUCCGUAUGCGAACCAAGAGGACGAUGACGACUACAGAGCAUCGCAAUGGUCAGACACGACAUAUGUGGGCGGACAAUCAUAUUCAUCCUUCAACAUGAGCAGAAAUGCGUCCAGCACAAGUCUGCGAUCUCGAUCAGCGACCGGUGGAAGUGGCGAACGAAAUCCGCAUCUCUCACAGGGACAUCCACGGAUGCCCAAUGGUGCUGGAGGGCUGUCUCUGAACACGGCAGUGGCAGGAACGCCUUCCGACUACGGCAGCAGCAGCUCCUACUUCUCGCCCAUCGAUCGCGACACGCCUCCACAGUCAGCAUCAACAAGAUCAAGUUCACAAUCAGCGUUUGCAGGCUAUCAUAGAAACCACCCAUCGAUGAAUGGGCCGAUAAUGGGCUACCAGCAAGAUUCGUACCGCAACACGGCCCCAGCGUUGGCGCGAAAUGCGCCAAAUGGAAACCCGUACAUGCAGCAACAGCGCGGACAGCCAAGACCCGGCAUGCCAACUGGAACACAGUCGUCACAAAUGACUGCUCGGAUGCGAUCAGCGAGUAGUCCAGAUAUCCACCCGAACGUCCAGGCGAGCCGAAAAUACGUGUCUGGCGACGGCGUGCCGAAUGUCCCACCCAUUCCGUCCUAUGCCAAGCAGAUGGCGCCCCCGAGUCGCAGUCAGAACAAUUCGCCCAGCGGCGUGAACGGCCCAAUGCCCUUGCGACAGAACUCACAAGGCUAUGGAGUCCAACCCAGCAGCGCAUCACGCCCACCAAUGUCCAGCCACGGCUACACAUACGACCAAAGCUACGCCCAAGAUCCCAGACGGCAACAAGGCCACGUCUCCUCGCACUCGACAGGACGCCCGCUAUCACCCAUUCAACAAGGUGCACAGGUUGACAGCAGCCAAGAGAUCCCCAUGCCCAGCCAACUCAAAGCCAAAGUCUGCUACGAGAGCAACUACGUCUCAAUGAUCAUCCCUAGCAACAUCCAGUACCGCUCAUUGACCGAUCGCAUCGACGCAAAGUUGUCGAGAUUUACGAAUGAUUCGAUCGCCAGUGGGUCUGUAAAACUGCAAUAUCGUGAUCAAGACGGCGAUUUCAUCAUCAUUGAUGAUGACGACGGCGUGAAUGAGGCGCUGCUGGACUGGAAGGAGGUGAAUGUGGUGGGGAAUGGUGGAAGUGCGGAGUUGGUGUUGUACGCGACUGCCACGGGGGAGGCGGGUGCGUGA
Molecule: messenger RNA, 2841 nt
Organism: Cyphellophora attinorum
Lineage: Eukaryota; Fungi; Ascomycota; Eurotiomycetes; Chaetothyriales; Cyphellophoraceae
Product: Rho guanine nucleotide exchange factor scd1
Exons: 1
Coding region: 1-2841 (946 amino acids)
Biological process (GO): intracellular signal transduction; septin ring organization; establishment of cell polarity
Cellular component (GO): mating projection tip; nucleus; cytoplasm
Molecular function (GO): guanyl-nucleotide exchange factor activity
Source: RefSeq, a predicted model, not a curated record